UGACAAUGGAUAAUGUAUGUUUUUAUUACAAUUACAGGUUAAGGGGAGGCUAGGCUAGAAGCGAAGAAGCUUUGCUCAAACGUCCAAAUCUUGGCUGGUGACUGGUGUCGAGUAUCUUCUACAAUCUUUAGAUUGCUUUUUAGGGUUACCAAAGUAGGAGACUAUCUAAUAUUAAUGCCAUCUUCUAUCCUGUUCUCGAAGCUUCAUUGACAUCCGAUACGACCUCGCAUUUCUUCAAUCCAGUUCGGGGGACCCAACCCCAACUGAUCAAAGAACUAAUAGCUUCUCCCUUUUUUUUCUAUUAUUAUCUUUGGUUUCACUACUGAGAUAGUGAAAAUUUAGUUUAUUAAAGUUUUCUUAGAGAGAAAUAAAGAGAUGGGCAAAUCCGGAGGGAGGAGAAAAAAGGGUGGUGGCGCGGUAACAGGAGAUGUAUCGGCAUCUUCUGCAAACGGUGGUGUUGAUUUCGAUUCCUCUAUCUUUUUGAAACGAGCCCACGAACUCAAAGAAGAAGGGAACAGGCGAUUUCAGACCAAGGAUUAUGCGGGUGCUCUUCAACAGUAUGAUAACGCUCUUCGCCUUACUCCUAAGUCUCACCCAGACCGUGCCGUCUUUCAUAGCAACCGUGCCGCUUGCUUGAUGCAGAUGAAGCCCGUUGACUACGAAAUGGUCAUCGCUGAGUGCUCUCUUGCACUUCAGGUCCAGCCCCGAUUUGGCCGAGCCCUCCUCCGUCGUGCCCGUGCUUUCGAGGCUCUCGGUAAGUAUGAAGUGGCGAUGCAGGAUGUUCAAUCACUGUUGGCUGCUGAUCCUAAUCAUCGAGAUGCUUUGGAGAUUGCCCGUCGGUUGCGUAUUGCGCUUGGGCCUCGGCAGGAGGCCCAGCAGGAUCUCCGGAGCCGUCCCUCCCCCGCUGCCCUUGGAGCUUCUGCCGUACGCGGAGCCCCAAUUGUUGGCUUGGGCCCCUGUUUGCCGGCCCGGCCGGUACCUAAGAAGACCUCCGCUUCAGGGGCAGCUCCUGGUGCCGGUACCGUGGCGUUACCUAAUAGUAAGGGCGAGAAGACCCAACAACUUCACGGUGAAGAUGUUCCUGAGCUAAAAUCUGUUUCAAAACCUUCCAAGGGUUCUUCCGAGGAACCCACUUCUUGUCCUAUUAAGGAUAACAACAAGAACCGCUUAUCUUCAUCUUCAUUAUCUCUGCCUGUUCUUGGGCAGUCUCCGGGCUCAGCUGCCACUCGGUGGAGGCCAUUGAAACUUGUUUAUGAUCAUGAUAUCAGGUUGGCCCAAAUGCCUGCGCAUUGCAGUUUUACAGUGUUGAGGGAGAUUGUUGGCAAAAGGUUUCCCUCAUCCAAAUCAAUUCUCAUCAAGUAUAAGGACAAUGAUAGUGAUUUAGUGACCAUCACCUGUACUGAUGAACUCAGAUUGGCAGAGUCCUGUGUAGACGGCCUUAUUCAAAAGGAGACUAAUUCGGAGAAAACUGAUACAUUGGGGAUGCUGAGGUUGCAUAUUGUCGAGGUAAGUGCUGAGCAAGAGCCAGCUCUGGUGGAAGAUAAUGAAGAGAAGCCCUUAGAGGAUGAGAUGGUCAAGGGAGAUGAGGGUUGUUCUCUGUCUUCAGCUGGUGAUUCUGUGUUAGAUGUGGUGGAUACUGAGAUUGUAAAGACCGAGGAAGAAGCUCCAAAGGAGAAAUCUGGAGUUGCAGAUGAUACCGAGUAUAAGGAGGUUGAGAUAGAUGAUUGGUUAUUUGAAUUUGCUCAGCUAUUUCGGACCCAUGUUGGUAUUGACCCGGAUGCCCACAUUGACCUACAUGAGCUCGGGAUGGAACUCUGUUCUGAGGCUCUUGAGGAGACUGUGACAGGCGAAGAAGCACAAAGUCUCUUUGACAUGGCUGCUUCCAAGUUUCAGGAGGUGGCUGCCCUAGCUUUCUUCAAUUGGGGAAAUGUUCAUAUGUGUGCAGCAAGAAAAAAGAUUCCUUUGGAUGACUCUGCAUCAAAGGAGUUAAUGACAGCCCAGCUCCAAGCGGCUUAUGACUGGGUAUGGGGGAAAUAUUCUCUGGCUGGAGAGAAGUAUGAAGAGGCACUAAGAAUCAAGCCAGACUUCUAUGAGGGGUUGCUUGCACUAGGACAACAACAUUUUGAAACUGCAAAGCUGAAGUGGUCAUUUGCUGUUGCAAGUAAGCUUGAUCUUUCAAGCUGGGACCAUACAGAGACGAUUAAACUCUUUGAUAGUGCAGAAGAGAAGAUGAAUGCUGCAACUGAGAUGUGGGAGAAGUUCGAGGAACAAAGGUCUAAGGAGCUUAAAGAGCCAGGUGCAAGCAAAAAGGAAGACCUGUUAAAAAGAAAGAAGAAACAGGGAACAGGUACAGAUGGUGUUCCCUCUGGAAAUGGGGGUCAUGAGGAGGUUUCAUCUGAUGAAGCAGCAGUAAUGAAAUCCCAGAUACAUCUGUUCUGGGGUAACAUGCUUUUUGAGCGUUCACAAGUUGAAUUCAAACUAGGUUUUGAUGGCUGGAAGAAGAAUCUGGAUGCUGCUAUUGAAAGGUUUAAGCUUGCUGGAGCUUCUGAGGCAGAUAUUUCUGUAGUACUGAAGAACCAUCCCUCCAAUAGUGAUAGGGUAGAAGAGUUGGUAAAAAAUGCUUCUAAUCUAAGCAGUGAUCCUAAUACUGAAAUAUUACAAAGAUGAAGUCAAUAAUCAAUCAGAAAGGUGAUUUGAGAUGAUUGAUUCUACAUGCUUGGUUGUUUCAGAGAAUAACCCUGAUUGUGCAUUCCUUAUUCUUGUUUUCAUGAUUCUGGACUGGAGAUAGAAGGAGCUUUUCCAUAUUUUGUCAGCUUCAGCCAAGUCUGGGUAAUUGGGCUGUCAUUCUUUCUUAAGAGUUGGGUGACAAUGGGGUACACAUGUUUCCACCAAAAGUUUUUGUGUUUUGAGUUCUAUAUGGCUUUGAGGUGAUUUUGUUCUAAGCUUUUAUUCAGAUGUUUUUAUUUCAUGACUUCCGUGUGCUUAUGUCCCCAAUUAUUUGGCUAUGCAAGUCAUCUUAAAUUUGGAGCUGUUUAUCAAAGUAUUCAUGACCAUUUUGUACUAGGUGCCUUAUUUUGUUGGGAGUUAUGCCGCAUUUUGCUUCUGAAUGGAAUGCUGACUUUUAA
This is a messenger RNA of Nelumbo nucifera (sacred lotus), 3125 nucleotides long. The record is from RefSeq and is a predicted model, not a curated record. Lineage: Eukaryota; Viridiplantae; Streptophyta; Magnoliopsida; Proteales; Nelumbonaceae.